ACGUCAUUCUUUACUCUGCAUUGUUGUGUUACAUUACUGCCGUCAACAAUCCGCUUUGUUAUUGCGGAAAGAACUGAGCAGUGAAUCGCUUGUAGAAGAAGUGCGUCGUAGACUACAGAAUUUUGUGCUGUUAGACACCUUUAGAAUAUCACAAGUACUUUCCUUAUAUACGAAUUAUUAAGAAAUCUGUGAUACUGCCCUCCACUCUCUCCAUUUUAAUUUUGAUUCAAUUUAUGAUUGCCGGUGGACAUCGAGGUCUGUUACUAUUGAACAACGUAUGAGGAUGACAACACAACUUGAGAAAUUCAUCAAGCAGGAAGAAGAUCGUGAUGGAGUACGAUUUACAUGGAAUAUUUGGCCAUCAAGUCGACUAGAGACAACACAUUUAGUUGUACCACUUGGCUGUUUGUAUCUGCCAUUAAAGGAGAGAACAGAUUUAUCUCCAAUUCAAAAUGACCCAGUGUUGUGCAGGCAGAGGACAUGUAGAGCAAUUCUCAACCCUUUGUGUGGGGUGGACUAUCAUGCUAAAUUCUGGGUGUGCAAUUUUUGCUUACAAAGGAAUCCUUUUCCACCACAGUAUGCUGCAAUAUCAGAACAGUAUCGACCAACCGAACUCAUUCCAAAGUUUUCUACCAUUGAAUAUGUCAACACUCAUGCACAACAUUUACCACUCAUUUUCCUCCUAGUGGUGGACACAUGUAUUGAUGAUGAAGAUUUAAGUGCACUGAAAGAUACUCUUCAAAUGUCUCUUAGUUUACUUCCUCCUAAUGCUCUUAUUGGUCUCAUCACAUUUGGAAAAAUAGUAUACUUGCAUGAGCUGGGCUGCAAAGGAAUUUCAAAAAGCUAUGCUUUUAGGGGCACUAAAGAUUACACAGCAAAGCAGAUUCAGGAUAUGCUAAGAAUCUAUAAAUUCAGUGCACCUCAGCAGCAGCAAAAUCGAAGUCCUGGAGGACAGGUGUUACCACCAGCUAACAGGUUUCUGCAGCCAGUUUACGAAUGUGACAUGAGCCUUACUGAUUUACUUGGAGAGCUACAGCGUGAUCCUUGGCCAGUGGCCCAAGAUAAACGGUCACUCCGAUCUACAGGUGUUGCUCUGUCCAUUGCUGUUGGAUUACUGGAGUGCACAUGCCCAAAUACAGGAGCAAGGAUCAUGUUAUUUGUAGCAGGGCCUUGCUCUCAAGGACCUGGCCAAGUGGUGAAUGAUGAUCUUCGCCAACCAAUCAGGUCACAUCAUGACAUCCAUGGAGAUAAUGCGACGUACAUGAAGAAGGCCAUAAAACAUUAUGAGUCUCUGGCCAUGCGUGCGGCAAUAAAUGGUCACGCUAUAGAUAUUUAUUCAUGUGCUCUGGACCAAACAGGUCUGUUGGAAAUGAAGCAGUGCUGUUACUCUACAGGUGGCCACAUGGUUAUGGGUGAUUGCUUCAACUCAUCACUAUUUAAACAAACAUUUCAGAGAGUAUUUUCUAGAGACCAGAAAGGUGAACUCAAAAUGGCUUUUAAUGGGACCCUAGAAGUGAAGACAUCAAGAGAAUUGAAAGUGUCAGGAGCCAUUGGUUCAUGUGUGUCCCUUAAUGUGAAAGGACCAUGUGUAUCAGACACAGAAAUAGGAAUGGGAAAUACUUGCCGGUGGAAGUUCUGUACAUUUAAUCCAAAUUCAACAUGUGCACUUUUCUUUGAAGUUGUGAAUCAGCAUUCUGCACCGAUACCUCAAGGAGGUAAAGGCUAUAUCCAAAUGAUCACACAGUAUCAGCAUUCCAGUGGACAGAGCCGCAUACGAGUCACAACGAUAUCUAGAAAGUGGGAAGAUGCUUCAACCAAUUUACAUCAUAUAAGCGCUGGAUUCGACCAAGAAGCUGCAGCUGUGUUAAUGGCCAGGAUGGUUGUGUAUAUAGCAGAGACAAGUGCUGAUCCAAAUGUGUUAAAAUGGGUAGAUCGCACGCUCAUCACACUUUGUAAGAAGUUUGGCCAAUAUGCAAAAGAUGAACCAAACAGCUUCUGGCUACCAGAGAAUUUUACUCUUUAUCCACAAUUUAUGUUUCACCUACGGCGGUCACAUUUUCUCCAAGUUUUCAAUAAUAGCCCUGAUGAAACAUCCUACUACAGACUUAUGUUAAUGAGAGAGGAUGUGACCCAGUCUCUCCCUAUGAUCCAACCAAUACUAUACAGCUACAGCUUAAAUAAGCCACCCGAGCCUGUACUUUUGGACACUAGCAGUAUACAGCCUGACCGUAUUCUCUUUAUGGACACAUUCUUUCUGAUACUCAUCUUCCAUGGAAAGACCAUAGCUCAGUGGCGAUCUUCAUAUUACCAAGAUAUACCAGAAUGUGAGAACUUCGUGAAGCUGCUCCAGGCACCUAUAGAAAAUGCACAAGAAAUUCUUCAGACACGAUUCCCAUUGCCUUGCUAUAUUGAUACAGUGCAGGGGAGCUCACAGGCCCGAUUUCUGCUGUCAAAAGUCAAUCCUUCACAAACUCAUCAGAACGUGUUUGAAUAUGAAAGGGAAAGUGGCUGUCCUGUUUUAACAGAUGAUGUCAGCUUGCAAGUUUUCAUGGAACAUCUCAAGAAGCUGGCUGUUUCUUCUACUACAUAGAUUUUAUGAACAUGGUGUUGAUAUGCAUACCUGUGUUAAUUUAACUCCAUGAAAAAUGAGAACAGCAUAAGUGUGUGACAUCAUAUUGUGUGAUUAUUGUUGAGCAGUAUUUCAGCUCUGCAGCAAGUACCUUCCAGUUUGAUAAAACAUGUGGACAGAAUUGGUUCUUUUUUGUGACAGAAUGUUUGGAACUAUUUAUUGUUCACAAAACCUGACACAGAUUUUGACAAACGCAUGUAUGCCCAAAGAUUACCUAAUGAGAGGUGUUUGUAUUAGUCUGUUGAGGAUUAUAACAUAAUUACUGUUCUUUAUUACUUGUGUAUGUGUAUUCGUUAAUUAAAUAUGACAGGAUGGUUAUGAAUGAUA
Messenger RNA from Zootermopsis nevadensis, 2956 nucleotides. Its product is annotated as protein transport protein Sec23A. Gene Ontology annotation, molecular function: zinc ion binding; GTPase activator activity. NCBI's taxonomy places the organism in Eukaryota, Metazoa, Arthropoda, Insecta, Blattodea, Termopsidae. Gene Ontology annotation, cellular component: COPII vesicle coat; endoplasmic reticulum exit site. Gene Ontology annotation, biological process: endoplasmic reticulum to Golgi vesicle-mediated transport; COPII-coated vesicle cargo loading; intracellular protein transport. The record is from RefSeq and is a predicted model, not a curated record.